GUUACUUGUGUCUAUCUUUGGUAUAAACCAGCAUCUGCAGUUCUUUGCUUCUACUAGGUUGAUAAUCUGUUUUAAUUCAGGGACACAUGUUGAUCAGGACUCCAAAAAUUAUCCGCCCGGCUCGGGAAUGAUGCCGACCAUCUGACACCAUGCCCCAUCAUCUACAAAAAUAUAGAUGAGCAUACUGACCCUGUGGUGUCUCAUUUGAAAGACAAUCCGUGGGCUCCCUGUCAGUCCACUCCAACUAUCUUGCAGUGUGGUUAUUUAAAAGCUGGAUAGUGUCCAAUGUGAUUAUUGUAGGAAGUGAACCAUUUGCAUGCAGCAGGACUGGUGAGAAAUGUCUUCACUCGUGAGGUGGUGAAUCUUUGGAAUUCUCUGUUCUGGAGGUCUUUGGGGAUUCAGUCAUUGUUGCAGAUCUCUGGAUCGUAGGAAUUAAGGGACGAGAAAAGGCAGGAAAAUCUGUUGAACAGAAGCUCAAAAGAGUUCUGGUUGAAUGGUGCAGUAGGCAUGAUGGACUGCAUGGGCUAUUCCUAUUUUUUUUUGCAUUCUUAUCUUGGCUGAUAGCUCAGCAGUUAUUUGGGAGUGUUAGAUUAAUCAUGUGCUGUUCUAAAGAUUUAGAUGUGCACUGAGAGAGUUUAAGGAUGCAUCCAGUGCACAUUUCUUCACUAUAAGCAUCAGAAAGUAUUAAUGGCUUGAAAUUGCUGUUUGUGGAUUCUUAUUCUAUGCAAAUAAGGUGUUGAACUUGGGAUGUGAAAUAUAAGGUGAAAGCAUAUAGUAAAUGGCAGGGCCCUUAGGAGCAUUGAUUUACAGAGGGAUCAUGGUGUUCAAAUCCAUAGCUCCUGAAAAUGGCAUCACAAGUAGAUAGAAUGGUCCCUCUACUUACUGCACUGUUCUAUGUUCAAAUUUACACUAUCUUUUUGCAGGUCAUCAUGAUAGUCACUAAUAAUGCCACCAGGGGAGAAAGUUAUUUAUCCAGAUAGUGAUAAGAAUGAAGAACUUCCAACCAUAAGGUCCAGUUGAGACAAGUAGUAUAGUGCCAUUAAGGCAGGCUGGACAAGACCAAAGGGGAAGGGAACAUGGAUUAGAAACAUGCAAAAUAACUUCAUUGUAUUAUAUCAUUGAUUUAGAACAAUUUUAGAGGGUUCAACAGGUGAGGUACAAGAAUGAUUUCUGUGGAUGAGGAAUUUAGAACUAGAUGCCAGUCUCCAAAUAAGUGAUUUAUUUUGGAUGAAAUUCCAGUGCUAAGUGGCCUACGUGCUGUUUUAGCAAAUUUUGUAAUUAUUCAUGCAUCCAAGCAUUGUGCCUAGUGAAACUAGGAUUUAUGAUUAUUUGAUUUACUCUGAUAUCAAAAUAUAUACGUUAUCAUUGGCAACCUUUAACCCUUCAUAUGGAUAUGUGGCAAUAUUACAUUUAAAAAUUAAAAAUCACUACAUCAAAAUUAUUUAGCUUUGUUUCCCUAGUGACCAGGAUAAUUUUGCAGGAAUUUGAGGAAUUCUGUAACAUUCACCGUGUUCAGUGAUGGGAAGAUAAAAUUUGAUCAGGUAGUAAAUGUCAGAAGUACCCAUUUCAAAAUUGUUCUAUUUUUCUCCGUAUUCUAAAAAGAUUUUUGAAGAUGAAGAUUAUUACUAUUUUAAGCACAAAGCUGUGUGGAAGCGGUCUAUCAAUCCACACCAAAUGCGACAUAGGCGGCUGGAAAUGGAGCCCAAGGUGACGUGGCUGCAACAGCAAGUUGUGAAAAGACGCCAGAAACGCUCAUUUUUCGUUCCAUCAGAUCCGUUAUAUCAUAAGCAGUGGUACUUGAACAAUGAAAUACCUAAUGAUCUGAAUGUUCUGUCGGCCUGGAAGCGUGGUUAUACAGGCAAGGGGAUUGUCAUCACGAUACUGGAUGAUGGAAUAGAGAAGAACCACCCAGAUUUGGCUGCAAAUUAUGAUCCUGAUGCAAGCUUUGAUAUAAAUGAUAAUGACCCAGAUCCUCAACCAAGAUACAACUAUAAUGAUGAAAAUCGACACGGGACACGAUGUGCUGGGGAAGUGGCUGCAGUGGCAAAUAACAUCUGUGGAGUUGGAGUAGCAUUCAAUGCCAAAAUUGGUGGAGUAAGGAUGCUUGAUGGAGAGAUUACAGAUGUAGUGGAGGCUCGCUCUCUGAGCCUCAACCCUCAACAUAUUCACAUCUAUAGUGCUAGCUGGGGCCCAGAGGACAAUGGGCAGACUGUGGAAGGUCCAGCAAUGUUAGCAAGUCGGGCAUUCCUUAAGGGCAUUACAAAUGGACGAGGUGGUCUUGGUUCCAUCUUUGUCUGGGCAUCUGGAAAUGGAGGUUUCCAGUAUGAUAACUGUAAUUGUGAUGGCUAUACAAACAGUAUCUACACACUGUCCGUGGGCAGCACAACUGAACAAGGGAACAUACCUUGGUACAGCGAAGCCUGUUCUUCAACACUAACUACCACUUACAGCAGCGGGACCAGAAUGGAAAAGCAGAUCGUUACAACAGAUCUGCGGUUACGAUGCACUGAAAAGCACACUGGGACGUCAGCAUCUGCACCACUUGCUGCUGGGAUCAUAGCUCUUGCUAUGGAGGCAAAUCCUGCACUGACUUGGCGUGAUAUGCAGCACCUUGUAGUGAGAGCAUCUAAACCUCUUAAUUUGAAAGCGGACGACUGGGCCAAAAAUGGAGUGGGGCGUAAAGUGAGCCACCAUUAUGGAUAUGGACUACUAGAUGCUGGACGUCUGGUGGAUUUAGCAACAAAAUGGUUGACUGUUCAUCCACAGAGGGAAUGCUCCAUAGAGAUUAUUAAAUCCCCCCAAGUGAUUUCUGACAAGCUUGUUAUCAAGAAGCACAUCAAUGCAUGUUCUGGAACAAAAAAUUAUAUUCGAUCUCUUGAACACGUGGAAGCUCGAAUGUCACUGAGUUACACUCGACGAGGUGAUCUGAGAAUUUAUCUUAUUAGUCCUAGUGGAACGUGUUCCAACCUUGUUGAUGUAAGACCACAUGAUGCAUCACCCCGUGGUUACAGAGACUGGACCUUCAUGACUAUACACUGCUGGGAUGAAGACCCUAAAGGAGUUUGGACUCUUAAGAUUGAAAACAAAGGAAGUUCCAGAAACACAGGAGUUUUGUCCUACUUUAAGAUGCAAUUGUAUGGUACUGAGGAAGACAUGAUGGCAAGACGUAUGAAAGACACAGUAAUCAAUGACUGUGGGAAAUGGAAUGAAGAUGGACUCUGUCAAGAAUGUCGUGGUGCUUUUGUUAUUUUUGGACGCCAUUGCCUCAGUUACUGCCCUCCACACUAUUACAGUGUUGCAAGGACCUUAAAUAAAACAGUAAAUGGUGUUCACAAAACUUUGGCAGUAUUGGCCUGUGACCCUUGCCAUUCGUCUUGCUACUCUUGCAAUGGCAGUUCUCAAAAUGACUGUGUGACAUGUCCGUCAUUUUCUAAUUAUGAUGAAAAUCAGCAUUCUUGUUCACCUCCAAUUUACCCAAGUCGUUCCAAUAUGAAUGAACGGGAAGACCAAAAACAUGGACUUUAUAAAAUUGCUGUGGUACUUGCAAUCCUCAUCGGAGCACCAGUUGCUGUGAUGUGUUGCGUAAUGUCAUUGUCAUGGCUUAUAUGCCGUUUGAAUAUUGGGCAAGCUUUCAUUGUAACCGCUUCGGCAACUGGAGCCACAGAAGCAACGCAAUUACAGGUACAUCGUGACACUACAGAUGAGGGAACUGGAAGCAGCGAGACAGAAUCUACUUAUUUUCUUACACAUUUGGAUCAACAAUAAACUUAUUAAAAAUAAAUCUAUUUAACAUGCAGA
Amblyraja radiata (thorny skate) is the source of this 3798-nucleotide messenger RNA. RefSeq names its product proprotein convertase subtilisin/kexin type 4. The record is from RefSeq and is a predicted model, not a curated record. Gene Ontology annotation, molecular function: serine-type endopeptidase activity. Gene Ontology annotation, biological process: peptide hormone processing. NCBI's taxonomy places the organism in Eukaryota, Metazoa, Chordata, Chondrichthyes, Rajiformes, Rajidae. Gene Ontology annotation, cellular component: Golgi membrane; trans-Golgi network. The transcript is spliced from 14 exons. Bases 1549 to 3765 code for a protein of 738 amino acids.